This is a messenger RNA of Mauremys reevesii (Reeves's turtle), 3778 nucleotides long. RefSeq names its product kelch repeat and BTB domain containing 2 (gene KBTBD2). The transcript has 4 exons. The record is from RefSeq and is a predicted model, not a curated record. Gene Ontology annotation, molecular function: protein binding. Lineage: Eukaryota; Metazoa; Chordata; Testudines; Geoemydidae. The coding region runs from base 723 to 2594 and encodes 623 amino acids.
AUCUCCCUGCUUCUGCAGUCUCCCACAGCAGUCGGUUUCCGGAGGUCAACAGCGGCGUCGGUCGCCUGCGUCCCAGCCCGGCGCGCAUGAGGAAACGGCGCCUGCGCGAAAGGGAUGGGCGGAGGGAGUUCUCUCGCGCAUGGGCACGAGGAAUCGAAGGGCGGGACAGAGGGAGCGCGGCUCGAGUUCCCUGCCGCCCACAUCCGAGCGCGCGCGCACGAUGGCGGGGGCGCGCGCCGCCGAUCUUAACGGACGUUGAGGGAGGAGGUGAGAACGAACGAGCGCGCCCGCCUCCGUCCGCUGCCCGGGUUUGUCCGGAUCCUUCCCCGCGGGCGCUGAGGCUGAAGAGGAAUCGGCGGCCGGAGCCACUGAUCAUGAGAUGUUUCCACAAAAUCUACCUCAGACCUCACUUUUGCUCAUUAAUGUGCUGCGCCAUUUCAAAUCUCAGCAGGAGCUCUGCAAACACUCUUGAAAAAGUCUUGAGAACAGAUUGUGACACCAAAUCAAUGCGUGAUGACCUAGUAGUAGGUUGAAGUCUGAAACAUUCUUGAUACAGCAGUCCAAGAGAACACUGCCUAAUGUAUUGAUAUAAUUUCUAAAGGCUACAAACAGCUCCUGCAGUUUCUUCGUCUUGUUACGCCAGAAAUAUUCAUUUGACCUUUCUCCUGCAGAAGGUCCUUGCCUCUCUAAUCUAGUCCUGGAAAUAUUAAUGGAAUACAGUCAUGUCUACUCAGGAUGAAAGGCAGAUCAAUACCGAAUAUGCUGUAUCCUUGCUGGAGCAGUUAAAAUUGUUCUAUGAACAGCAAUUGCUAACUGACAUAGUGUUGAUUGUUGAGGGCACUGAAUUCCCCUGCCAUAAGAUGGUUCUUGCAACAUGCAGCUCUUAUUUCAGGGCCAUGUUCAUGAGUGGGCUAAGUGAAAGUAAACAAACACAUGUACAUCUGAGGAAUGUGGAUGCAGCCACUUUACAAAUUAUAAUAACUUAUGCAUACACGGGUAACUUGGCAAUAAGUGACAGCACGGUAGAACAGCUUUAUGAGACUGCUUGCUUCUUACAGGUAGAAGAUGUGUUACAGCGAUGUCGAGAAUAUUUAAUUAAAAAAAUAAAUGCAGAGAACUGUGUGCGGUUAUUAAGUUUUGCUGAUCUCUUCAGCUGUGAAGAGUUAAAACAAAGUGCUAAGAGAAUGGUAGAGCACAAAUUCACUGCUGUGUACCACCAAGAUGCUUUCAUGCAAUUGUCACAUGAUCUACUGGUAGAUAUUUUAAGCAGUGACAACUUAAAUGUGGAAAAAGAGGAGACAGUUCGUGAAGCUGCUAUGUUAUGGCUGGAAUACAACACAGAAUCACGAUCACAGUAUUUGUCCUCUGUUCUUAGCCAAAUCAGAAUUGAUGCACUUUCAGAAGUAACACAGCGAGCCUGGUUUCAAGGAUUACCACCUAAUGAUAAAUCGGUGGUAGUGCAAGGAUUAUACAAAUCUAUGCCCAAAUUUUUCAAACCAAGACUUGGUAUGACUAAAGAGGAGAUGAUGAUAUUCAUUGAAGCUGCUGCUGAAAACCCUGGUAGUCUUUACUCUUCUGUCUGUUACAGCCCCCAGGCAGAAAAAGUUUACAAGCUUUGCAAUCCUCCUGCCGACUUGCAUAAGGUUGGAACACUUGUAACUCCUGAUAAUGAUAUCUAUAUAGCAGGUGGGCAAGUUCCUCUGAAAAACACAAAAACCAAUCACAGUAAAACUAGCAAACUUCAGGCUGCCUUCAGAACUGUGAAUUGCUUUUACUGGUUUGAUGCACAGCAAAACACUUGGUUUCCAAAGACUCCAAUGCUGUUUGUUCGUAUAAAGCCAUCCUUGGUCUGCUGUGAAGGAUACAUCUAUGCAAUUGGAGGAGAUAGUGUAGGUGGAGAACUCAACAGAAGAACUGUGGAAAGAUAUGAUACUGAGAGAGAUGAAUGGACCAUGGUAAGCCCAUUGCCUUGUGCAUGGCAGUGGAGUACAGCAGUAGCAGUUCAUAACUGCAUUUACGUAAUGGCCCACAACUUGAUGUACUGUUAUUUUCCCAGGUCGGAUGCUUGGAUAGAAAUGGCUAUGAGACAAACUAGUAGAUGCUUUGCUUCUGCUGCCGCUUUUGGUGACAAAAUAUUCUAUAUUGGAGGAUUGCAUAUUGGCAGCAAUUCUGGUAUAAGACUCCCAACUAGCACUGUAGAUGGGUCUUCCGUAACUGUGGAAGUCUACGAUGUGAAUAAAAAUGAAUGGAGGAUGGCAGCUAAUAUCCCUGCCAAGCGGUAUUCUGACCCUUGUGUUAGAGCUGUUGUAAUUUCCAAUUCUUUGUGUGUCUUCAUACGAGAAACCCACAUGAAUGAGAGAGCCAAGUAUGCCACCUACCAAUAUGAUCUGGAGCUUGAUCGGUGGUCUCUACGACAGCAUAUAUCAGAACGUGUGCUCUGGGACUUAGGAAAGGACUUCCGAUGCACUGUAGGAAAGCUGUAUCCAUCUUGCCUUGAAGAGUCCCCAUGGAAACCUCCAACAUAUCUCUUUUCACCAGAUGGGGCUGAUGAGUUUGAGCUGGAUGGGGAGAUGGUUACCCUGCCACCCGUAUAGCCCCCAAAUUAGAGACUGCACACCUGCUUCUGGGCUCAGUUACCUUGAAAUAGAAACUUUAAAGAAAGAACAGGACUGGAAAUUGAAACAUUAAACCUGUCUUUCCUAAUUGUAUUUUUAUGCCCUACUUAGCAUUUGCAGUCAUUCAGUAUGAAUCAGUGACUUUUAUAAGCAGAUAUGCUUCCAUAAUCUGAGAUACUAUCUGAUAACUGAGAGAAACCUAUAUGUAUAUCAUGAGCUUAAGCAUCUGACUACUGUCUGAAUUAAUUUCUAGUACUAUGAAGUCUUUCAGUUCAAGAAAAAACACAAAAGCAGUUAUUGUUGCUAGGAUGGUAUGUCACAGUUCUGAAAAUAUCUUCCAGUUAUAUUUGAACUACUUCUGGAUAUUCUACUUUAGUGCUCGUUAUAUAAUUUUCAGUGUGGCCUAAGUAAUGGAAUGUGCUGCACUUAACACCAAUAUCCGUAUCGGUAUAGUAACGCCAUUUAAAAGAAAAAUAAACAAAUCCCAUGGAUCUACCUGUGGUAGGAAGGGUAGAUCUUCCUUUGUAUGAUAACAUGCAGGGCAAAAUGACUGCAGGUUCAGUCAAGGUGUAUUAUUAAGUGCAUGUAUUCUAUUUUCACUAACUUAUACCUGUCUGUUUAGAAUACAGGUCUUCCAAGCAGCUGGUGGUUUACCAGAUGUGGACUUAAAUUGCUGGGCUUGCAAUAGGAAUUGCUAGCCACUCAUAGUGCGGGUCUGUGUGGAGCUUUAAUCAAUAAAUGCCUCCACAUUCUGUAUUACAGUAACAUUGGCUCAUGUAUAAUACUUCCUGCUGCUGAUGUAUUUUUCCAAUGUAAAACAAAGUUUUAGUGUGGAUUAACCAGGUCUUUAUUUUUUGUUAAUUUAAUAACAAGCAUUACUGUAGUGUGAUUGUGUAUAGAUAUCCCUUAGCUAUCAGGUUUUUUACCUUUUUGGGGGAGGGAGAGCGAAUUGUUCAGGAAUAUUCUGUACGCUGUGUGCAGGAGAGCAGAUGACUAGUGCUGCUCUGGCAUUAAUCCCAGGAACCACUAGCAGUAGCGGGGCGCCGCCAAUCUAACAUGAACACAGGUGCUUCAUGACAACCUUACUAGCAUGUUCAGCUGCAUCAUGUUUUGGCACUGUAUUUUGAAUGACAUUAAUUUAUUAAAAAAAGACUGAAUCUAAA